This is a messenger RNA of Owenia fusiformis, 3127 nucleotides long. NCBI's taxonomy places the organism in Eukaryota, Metazoa, Annelida, Polychaeta, Sabellida, Oweniidae. The record is from the annotation of a GenBank genome assembly.
CGAAGCGUAUGAGGAACUAGUCAAGGGCAAAUACCUUUACAUCAGCAGAUAAUAGCAAGCAAAAUGACCAGCUGGUGAUUCAAGUACUUGAAGCCAUGGAUGACAUUGACAAUGAUGCAUUUUAGAAGAAUAUUAUACAUUUAAGAUUUACCGAGUGAUAUUUAUGUUAUAACUGAGAAUCUCUAUUGAACAUUGUUAUCAUGAUGGAUGGAAAUAAACAGCAUGAAAAUAUUCAUGAAGGGAACAGUUACCAAAAUGAGAAUAUAUAUGAUGUUGAUGACAUGUCUUACACAUAUAGUGAUGAUAGUGAAGGAACCAAUCAAGAUGUAGAUGAUGCUGUUCUUAUUGAGAAUUCAGAACAUGAUCAAGAUGUCUGUGCAUCUAACAGUAUUGAAAUGGAAGGAAAUAACCAUAAUGUUGGUAUUGAUAACCACGAAGAGAGUGAUGACCUAACUGUGUAUGAUGAUGACUUUAACACUUAUAUUGAAACAGAAGGAACAUAUCAAGCUGCACAUCAUGAGGAAUAUGUAGGAAAUGAUAACAUUAUUGUAUCUAAUCAUGGUGAUGAUGCCUCUGGUGGUGGUAUUAAUGAAGAAGAGAAUGCAUAUAUUGUAAAUGAUGAUGUUAAUCCUGCAAUUACUGAUGGAUUAUACUCUACUGAUAUUACAUCUGAUGUGAAACAUGAACUUGUGGAUGAAAACAUAGAUGAUGAACAUGUUGGCACUACUGAUGCUUCUGAAGAACCCAUGACAUAUGCAAAUGAUAUGGAUUAUGGCCCAGCUAUUGAUGUAAAACAAGAAAUUGAUAAUGAUCAUGACUCCUACAAUGAUGAAAGUGACAUAGACAAUGUGGAUGACACCAUACACAAUAAUAAUCAAAAUACCUCAAACAAUAAUGCUUUAAUGCAAGAAGUAGAUCUCAUUAAAUUAGAUAUCAUGUGUUCUAAAUAUUCAAAACCUGAUGAGGCUGAUAUCAGUGUUAGCAUGGGAGAUAGGUCUAUGCCUGAGCAUCUUAAAGAUGAAUCUGUGCCUGAGACACCUUUUACGUGCGUUAAUUGUUGUGAAUGCUUUGCCACCAAGUCUCAGUUAAAACAGCAUGAAUUAAAGCAUGAAGAUAAGCAAAAAGAAAAAAAACCUUUUAAAUGUUCAUUUUGUGAAAAAUGCUUUAUUAAUAUUUAUAAAGUUAAACAACAUGAAAUGAUUCAUACUGGCGAAAGACCCUAUAAAUGCAAACAUUGCAAUAAAUGCUUCAACAAAACUUCCAUCUUAAAGAAACAUCAAGAAGUCCACACUGAUCGAGAAAAAUCAUUUAAGUGUUCGUAUUGUAAGAAAGUUUUCAAGAAAAUUGCCCUGCUGAAUGAACAUGAAUUAAUUCAUACUAAAGCGCGUCCCCAUAGAUGUCAAUACUGUGGCAAAUGUUUUAUUACCAGUGAUAAACUUAAGGACCAUGAAAUUAUUCACACUGGUGAAAAACCACAUACAUGUGAGUACUGUGAGAGAUGUUUCGCUACUAAUUCUCAACUCAAGGAUCAUGAAAAGGCACACACUCGUGAAAAGUUACCAUUUAUUUGUUCAUAUUGUGAGCAAAAAUUUGCAUCUGUAUCUGUCUUUAACCUUCAUGUCAGAAGUCAUUCUAGUGAAAAACCAUUCAAAUGUACAAUUUGUGAUAAAUCUUUUGUAAGACAAUAUGCAUUAAGGGAACAUGAAAAAUCACAUUCUGGUAAAAAAACAUAUACAUGUAAAUCAUGUGAGAAAUCAUUUGCUACUAAGUAUUCAUUAACAGAGCACCUUAGGAUACAUACUGGAGAGAGACCCUAUAAAUGUACAGAAUGUGAGGAAUCCUUCAGGACUAUGAAUAUAUUGCGCCAACAUAAGCGAACCCAUACUGGCGAGAAACCUUUCACAUGUAGCUAUUGUGACAAGUCAUAUGUUAGUAAAUUUGCAUUAAACCAGCAUGAAAAAACACACACUGGAGAAAAGUCAUAUAAAUGUGAAUAUUGUGAAGAAUCAUUCUCCAUGGCAUCACAGCUUAAACAACAUGUGGUUAUACACUCUGGUGAAACAUCAUAUAAGUGUAAAGUUUGUGAUAAAAUUUUCAGUCAAAGAAACGCAUGUCGGCUACAUGAGAGGAUUCAUACUGGUGAAAAGCCAUUCAAUUGUUUCCAAUGUGAAAAAUGUUUCAUAAGCAAAACUGAAUUAAAGUAUCACAUCAUGACACAUACUGGUGAGAAGCCAUAUAAGUGUACACUUUGCGAUAAAAGCUUUAUAAAGAAAUAUGUUCUUAAGCAGCAUCAUAUGGUUCACACUGGCGAGAUUUCUCACAUAUGUUCUUAUUGUAAUAAAGGUUUCACAAAUCGCAAUAGAUUAAACCAGCAUAUAACAAUCCAUACUGGGGAAAAGCCAUACACCUGUAAAGUGUGUGAUAAGAAAUUCCGCAGAAGGAAUGGGUUGACUAUUCAUCUCAGUACACAUAAUGAGAAGACUCUACAAUGUACUCGAUGUGAUAAAUGUUUUAAUGCACCCCGUAAAUUGAGAGAACAUGAAAAAACUCAUAGUGAAGAAAAACCACAUGUGUGUAAGGUGUGUCAGAAAUGUUUCAAAACUGCUCGCUCCCUGAGACAUCAUGGCUUAAAACAUACAGAUUCUGAAAAACUUGCAAAUUCAGUUAUCAAGAUAGACCUGCCUACAAACUCAGAAAUUAAGACACUCGCACACCCAGACAUUAAGACACUACCCUUAAAUCCAGAUAUGAAGACGCUUGAAAAUUAAGAUAUUAGUAUGAAGACAGAAAGUCAGUGGCAAAUCCAGAUUCAAAAUAAAGUAACUUUUGAAAAAUAAAACACAUUGUUGUUGACUCGUUGAUAGAAAGCAGAAGUAAAUUUAAGUGCAAUAUUUCCAGUGUAUGAUAUACUUAAUGUAAAUGUACUUACAUUUAUUCUUUUUUUAGUAAUGAUCAUUAUCACAUUUAAAAAGUGUCAUGUUGUCAUUGCCUUGUUCUCAUGGUCAGAUGCAACUAGUGCAAUACUCCGAUUAGAUUUUGGGCAAUUGCUGAGUAAAUUAUUAGGUAGCCAUGCUGCUUUUGAAUUGUGAUCAGUUAUAUACAUAUAUAACUCUGUGUCUUAGGUUAA